This is a messenger RNA of Nylanderia fulva, 3580 nucleotides long. RefSeq names its product puromycin-sensitive aminopeptidase. The record is from RefSeq and is a predicted model, not a curated record. Gene Ontology annotation, molecular function: peptide binding; metalloaminopeptidase activity; zinc ion binding. Gene Ontology annotation, biological process: peptide catabolic process; proteolysis. Gene Ontology annotation, cellular component: cytoplasm; membrane. Lineage: Eukaryota; Metazoa; Arthropoda; Insecta; Hymenoptera; Formicidae.
UCUGCAUCAGAGGCCAUGUUCUCGCGCGCGGUUGCACGUGUAAGUGCGCACUGUUGCCUUGUGAGUCAGCAAAAAGAGAAGGGUGUCGGUUCGUUGUUGCAGCUGCAGCGGCUGUUGUUGCGAGUGAGCGUCUUUGGAAAGUGCGAGGCGAGGAGCGCGCGUUGCAGCACGAGCGGAUACGCGAGCGAGUCGAGCGCAACGAUGUCGGGCGACGAGAAGAAGCCGUUUCGCCGUCUGCCGUUGUACGUGCGUCCCUAUCACUAUGACAUCUCGUUGACGCCGAACCUCGGCGCUUUCACCUUCGAUGGCACGGAAAGAGUGCAUCUCGAUGUGGAGCAGACAACUGAUACCAUUGUAUUAAAUUCCUUGGAAAUUAAUAUAAAGGGUGCGACUUUUAAUGGAAAUGAUGGCAAGACUAUUUCUGCUGAGAAAAUUGAACUGUCUGCGUCGGAAGAGACAGCCACGUUGGUGUUUCCUGAAACUCUACCUCUUGGUAAAAGUGGAAGUCUAAAUAUAGAUUUCGUGGGCGACAUCAAUGAUAAAAUGAAGGGCUUUUAUAGGAGCAAAUAUACCAGAGAGGAUGGUAGUGUUGAACAUGCAGCGGUUACCCAAUUUGAGCCAACAGAUGCUAGACGUUGCUUUCCAUGUUGGGAUGAACCAGCACUCAAAGCCACAUUUGACAUUACACUAAAAGUACCAGUAGGUCUUACAGCACUUUCUAAUAUGCCUAUGAAAAGCAAAGUUACAAAUGGCGAGCACGAGAUAUUGACUUUUGAAAGAACACCUAUCAUGUCAACAUACUUAGUAGCUGUAGUAGUGGGUGAAUUCGAUUACAUAGAGGACAAGUCUAGUGAUGGUGUGUUAGUUCGAGUUUACGUCCCCAAAUCCAAAAAGGAGCAGGGUCAGUUUGCACUGGAAGUGGCCACCAAAGUAUUGCCCUACUACAAAACUUACUUUGGUAUCGCGUAUCCUCUGCCGAAGAUCGAUCUCAUAGCGAUCGCCGAUUUUUCGUCCGGUGCUAUGGAAAAUUGGGGACUGGUUACAUACCGUGAGACUUGUCUGCUUGUGGAUCCGCAAAACACCUCGGCAGUGCGCAAGCAGUGGAUCGCAUUAAUAGUAGCGCACGAAUUGGCUCAUCAGUGGUUCGGUAAUCUCGUGACAAUGGAAUGGUGGACGCAUUUAUGGCUGAACGAAGGCUACGCGUCGUUCGUAGAGUUCCUUUGUGUCGCCCAUCUAUUUCCGGAAUAUGAUAUCUGGACGCAAUUCGUCACAGAUACCCACAUCCGAGCGUUAGAGCUAGAUGCACUGAAGAAUAGCCAUCCCAUCGAGGUACCGGUCGGUCAUCCUUCGGAGAUCGAUGAAAUCUUCGACGACAUAUCCUAUCACAAAGGUGCGUCUGUGAUUCGUAUGCUGCACGCGUACAUAGGCGACGCCGACUUCAGGAAGGGUAUGAAUCUGUAUCUGAAGAAACACAGCUAUGCUAACGCGGAGACAGAGGAUCUUUGGGCCGCGUUGGAGGAGGCCAGCAAUAAGGCUGUGCGUAAAGUGAUGUCUUCGUGGACCAAAAGACAAGGCUUUCCCGUCGUCAAGGUCGACCAUCGUCAAGAGAACGAGAACAGGAUCCUGUCGUUGUCUCAGGAAAGAUUUUUGGCUGACGGAUCGGUGGACAGCGAUGCGGACAACAUAUGGCUGAUACCGAUAAGCGUGAGCUCGUCUCAAGAUCCAAACAAAGCAGUAUUCGACGGCAUACUGGAUGCGAAAACGAAGGAAUUUGCGAUCAAGGACAUCCCUGAGGGUACGUGGUUGAAGAUCAAUCCUGGUACCAUCGGUUUCUAUCGGACUCGUUAUAGUCAGUCCGCUCUGUCGCUUCUAUUGCCGGCGAUUAAGGAUCACACAUUACCUCCUCUGGAUAGACUAGGCUUGCUAGAUGAUCUCUUUGCAAUGGUGCAAGCGGGUCACGCGUCUACCGUAGAAGUGCUCGAUCUUAUGCAAGCGUUUUUGCACGAAGACAAUUAUACCGUGUGGUCUACCAUAGUAAACAUUUUGAGCAAAAUUAACAUUCUCAUCUCGCAUUUAGAUUUCGAAGACUCCUUCAAAGCGUUUGGACGUAACAUAUUCCGCGACGUGAAUAACAGGCUAGGCUGGGAUCUCAAACCGAACGAGAGUCACUUGAACACUUUACUCAGGUCUCUCGUGUUAGGUCGCAUGGCGGCAUUGAACGAUCAGGAUACCAUUGAGGAGGCGAAAAGAAGAUUCGAGCUUCACGUAAACGGCACCACGACGCUUGUCGCCGAUUUGCGCAGUCCGGUUUAUCGAGCUGUGCUUUCCGUGGGCGACGCCAAUACUUAUGAAACUAUGAUAAAACUGUACAAAGACGCGGAUCUUCAGGAGGAGAAGGAGCGGAUUUUGCGGGCUCUCGGCGCGAUCAAGGACAAGGAGCUGCUGAGAAAAGUCCUGGACUUUGCUAUGAGCGAAGACGUCCGUGCCCAGGAUACGGUAUUCGCCAUCAUGUCGGUGGGUUUGUCGUACAAGGGACGUCUUAUGGCGUGGAACUUCUUCAAGGAGAAGUGGAAGACCCUGCUGGACCGUUACGAGGGAGGUUUCUUGCUGGCGCGGCUGGUCAAGUUUACCACAGAGAAUUUCGUCACCGAGGAGCAAGCCAAAGACGUAGAGAGCUUCUUCGAGACUCACCCGACCCCGGGCACGGAAAGAACGGUGCAGCAAUGCGUGGAAUCCAUCAGACUGAACGCCGCGUGGCUCGCUCGAGAUAAGGACUCGAUCAAACAAUAUCUUACCACUCAAGUCUAGUACAUAUAAAGAGCAAUUUUUAUUUUUUCUUUGUUACCUUAAUUGAAAAACGGCAUAACUUGAAACCGCGUGAAUCGAAUUGUUUUAUCGUGCUUGGAGCGUCUCAUGUCGUGAUUGUUAUCAAUUAGGCACGGACUGUCUCUUGUGUAUGAAUAAUGCAUAAAUAAUCCAAUACAAAUCAUAUGUAUGCACGCUCGACGAAAAACGCAGAUUUUUAAAUGGGGGUUAAAAAUUUGGUUGAGUGAGGAUGAAAGAAUGGAUGAAUAUUAUAUAUCCUUUUGUACACAUCUAUUGUAUCUUGACUGAUGAGUCAUUUUAAUGCAACAUGAUUUUACAUUGUUAUUAUAGUAUUUAAUUCUUAAUUGCCAAUGAUACUAUUGGUAGCAACACAUAGAUCCGUCAGUCCGAGUUUGUCAUUGAGAAGAAAAAAUUUUAAUAUUUAGCAACUUUAUGUUGAUCACGCUAUAUCAUCAUUAUAUAAUAGAAGAGUUGAAAAACUUGAAUAUUAUAUGUUCAAACUUUUGGUUUUCAGUGACAUACUCUGCAGUAAUAUUUUAAACAAAACUUAGAUGUGAUUUAUAUAUUGAUGCGAUACCAGUUAAAAGUUGAUAUAUUCCGUUUAUAUUGUUGUUUAUUCAUAUACAUGAUCCAUUCGCGAAAAAAUAUGCUCCAGUGAAGAGAUGAAUAGAUGAAUUCUGCUAACGAUAUUCAUGGCAUAAAUGAAAACUACAUAGAAUGUAAUAAUUUUUUUUUUCAUAAAACUGUGAAAAAC